GGCGCGGCCGCGGAGCCGGGAGCAGCGCGGUCCAGGUUUCACAUAAACUGUUUACCAGUCAUGCCUCUGCAUGUCCCGUACCUAAGCUGAUAAAGCAUCUAUGCACUUUAAUCUCAAGUCUAUGCCACUCUUCUAGUACAGUGUGAGCUGUGCCUUGAACCUUGGAUAUAAAGACCUACCAGCCAAAGUCUUGUUCCUGCCUUAGUAAUGUUCCAGAGGUUAAAUAACAUGCUCAUGGGAGAGAUUAAUAGCUUGUCCAGCCAGGAGCCAGAGUUCAGUGAGAAAGAAGACGAUGAGUGGAUUCUGGUUGACUUUAUAGCAGACACUUGCACUAACUGCUCUGCAGAGGAAGCAGACAUCACUGAAGCAUCGGCCGUGGAUGGCUCGCCUGUCUUCUCUUGUUUACCGUCUCCCUUGGAACACUUGCCGGAGGCCAGCGAGUCUUGCUUCAUCCAGUUUGAGUCAUGUCCCAUGGAGGAGAGCUGGUUUAUCACCCCUCCCCCAUGUUUUACUGCAGGUGGAUUAACCACUAUCAAAGUGGAAACCAGUCCCAUGGAGAACCUCCUAAUAGAGCAUCCCAGCAUGUCGGUGUAUGCUGUCCACAAUACCUGUCACAGCCUUAAUGAGACUGGAUGUGGAGAUGAGGAGUUUCACAGCCCCGGUAGUCCCAGACUGGAGGCCCGAAAUGAAACGGGACAGCGUGUUCACUGCUACGUCACAGCUCUUGCUACUCGUUCAACUUUUCUGGAAAAAAACAAGAGCUUUCGUCCUACCCACUGGAUAAAAGAACAGAAUGAAAGACACUGUCUCAACAGAAAUGGUCUCCGUCGCCAAAACCUCGCCAGGGAUUGCCACUCUCGGCAAAUCAAGCACAACGGACUGUUGAUUCACCAGCCUUGCCAGCGUCAGUUCAAUUACUGAUGGCUCUCGUGGUUUUAAUCUAUGGUCUAAUUGUUUUUUUAGGUUGCUCUUGUUUUUAUGCAUAGGUAAGUGUGGUCAAUCUGAAGCUGAUCAUCAAUCCCUCAAACGCAAUCGUAACUAGUGUUACAUUCUUUUGAAAUGACACAUAAAUCUCCAAACAUCUUGCAUCAAGUCCUAAAUGUUGAUGUUAAAUAUCAAUGUCUUGAAAGCCUAUCAGUAUGAUAGUUUGUGUGCUGUUUUAUGAACUAUGAUGUAUAGAUGGGUUCUUAGUUGCUAUUUUAAAGAAACUUAACUGAGGUGGAAAUCAGUUACAUUUUGCAUUAAUCAAAGUGGAGUUAGAAAAUUUGAGGUUAGCUGUAUGCUUUAAUGACCAGUACUUGACAGCUUGUGUAUCUGUCUGUAUUCAGCGUAUAUGAUUACUUUCUAACAAAGAAAUACUAUAGCUGCCAGUGGAUGUUACGUAGCUAUGCUGAACUGUUACAAGAAGGACAUCUAAUCUGAAUUGCCUAGUACCUACUUGUGUUAGUGGAGUCUGUGUAGGUGUGUUGGGUACUUAAUAUGGGUAUCAGAAAAAGGUUAAAUGUUCCCCCAAUAUUGUUGCAGUGUGAUCUGGCACUGGUGUUAUGGAUGUAGUACCUCACAGUGGAGUGGAAGGAAAAGUGGACCUAUGGGUUAAGUGCAGAUGCACAACCCAGAUAGCUUAACUGGGUUUUACUUGGUACAGUUCAAGUUCUUACUCACUUUCUCUAACUCUUUCUAUCUUUGAAAGAUGUAUUUCCCCUACUCUAUUUCAUGUAAUCUCUAGUCUAGUUAAAGGAAAAAGAUGGUGGAUUGACUGUUCUUUUAAUCCUAUCAGUAGCUGACUGUUCUUUAAAGAAGUCAGGCUGAUGGAUAGCUAUUUCUGAGCUGCUAAUUGUUGUUAGAUUGUCUUAUAUUUACAGAUUGAGAGUAGCUCAAAAGUAACUAGAAGGAAGGUUUUAUCAGAAGUUCUCCUAGUCUUCUCUCUUUCUCUCUAUGAAAAUGAAGUCUGAGUUAAUUGUGACUGGAAACGAAGGGCAGUGUGUGGCAGGGAAAAGAGCAUGCUGAAAAACAGUCUUACAGAACUAAACACAGUGAUAACAGGGUGUAUAAAAAUCGAGAUAAAUCGGCAGUGGUUGUUCUCCUAGCCCAUUGGGGGCAGAAGGAAUGGGAUAGCAAUUCUGUGGGCCAACAGGAAAGAAAAGCCAUUCAAAGCUAACAAGUAGUUUUCUUAAGAACACUGCAAGUUGUUUUGGAAGUUGGCAGACACUUAAAGUUCAUCUGUUAACAAAGAGUGUGUAUUAGACAGCAGCCACAUGGCAUGCCAAACCCUGAUAGAUCAAUCUGGGAAGUAGAUUAAAUGGCUAUGGAAGUGAGGAAGCGGAAAUCUGCACUGAAAGAAGGGGGAAGUAUAAGUAAGUUUAUCCCCCUUUCUGUCAGUGCUUAAUGUGACUUACUGUUUUUUCCUUGUGUUUAGUGCCUAGGGCAUUAAAGUGUUAACAUUACAUUCAACCAUGUCUUCCAGUAGUCCUUAUACAGAAGUUAGUAUAAGGAGUCAUGUGAGGAGUCUUUGAAAUUAGGCAAGAUCAAUAAUGUGAAUUAUUCCAGACCUAUGAAGUAUUUUAAAUUUAGCCAAAUGCUUCAACUUCAGUGAAGCAAAAACCCAACGAUUUGGAUUAACCUUGAUGUAGUGGUACUGCUGCACACUCUGCAGCUGGAAUUGUUGUGGCACAUACUUAGUGUACACGAAACAACACUUAUAACCUCUGUUUCACUGCAGAUGCGCUGCUUUGCUGGGAUUAGGUAGGAUUGUUGCAAAGGGAUGUUGACAAAUAAUUAAAUGUAUAAAAGCAAGAGGUGCUUUCCUGGAUACACUAGUCUCUUCUUUUCUUAAGACUUGUUGAAUUCACAUGGACAGUAAAAGAAAACAAAAUGGGUAGCAUCAUGAGUUUCCAAAAUGGAUUUUGUUACUACUCUCUUCAGCAGUAUGUGCCCAUGUCCAUACAACAAUUCUUUUGUGGUCCAAAUGCUCUGCUUUAUCUGCAAAUAGCUGUAGUUUCACUAGUCUCUCAUCUGGUCACGAAUACUCUACUUGCCUCAGAUUAUCUACCUUUAUCACUCCAACUUUUUGCCCAGCUUACAUUUCCUCGUCCUCACUGCCAACUUUCUAGCUCAGGAAAAUUCUUUGCUUUCCUUUAUUUUUCUUUUAUAUAAAAAGUAACUACUUUCCUUCAGCUUUAAUUUUCUUAAAGUGAAAUGAAGGAAGAUGGAGUCUCCACCUCCCCGUGUUGGAAGGAGUAAGUAAUCCUUAACCCUUAAUGGGGAGAUGGAGUUGAGAGUAUAAGGCUCCUAGGCAUUACAGUGAGAGCCUUGGUCCGUUCUUCUCAUAGGCAAGUAAAUGCAACUUUAGACUGCUCCUAGAAUUGGGAGAUACUGAUCUUUUUAUACUACAUUACUAGAUAACUUUCUGGUGAUGAAAACCUAUAUCUUUCAGGAUAUAACUGUUUUGUUGCACAAAGCUGCGCUUCUCAAUUUGUAAUAUUGGAAACCAUAUUAUUGUGUGAGAUAGUACUGCAUCAAUGGCUCUUUGUUAAUUUGUUUUACAUAUUUAUGUUGGUCUAGCCCUGUUUUGUGCCUGGAGCUAUUGGGCAAUUAGAUUUGUUUUGGUUUUCUGUUUUAAUAGUGAGCUGUGUGGCUUUUUAUAUGGUUUUUGAAUUGUAUUAAAGUGUGUGUUUUUUCUUGUAAAAGUGGAGGCCUUGCACUGUCUCAUACUGAUUGAUAUUCAUGAAUCUUGCUGAAACUGUAUUUUCAUAUGUAUUGGUCAAUAGACAGAUUCGCAUUUUAAACUGUGCCUUCUACACAGCAGACUUGAAGAUUCAAAAGGGACAUUUCAGUUAGGAUUAAUACUGUACAUCAGUCUAUGCAUAUAUGGCAGCUUCUCUCCAGAGCCACUUCUCUAUUUGUAGCAGUCCUUUUGAUAUGGAAGAAUGUCUGGCUCUUAUUUUUAAUAGUUUAACACAAGCUGAAAACCGACAAAAUACAGCACUUUGCCAAAAAGUAGCAUUGCUUAACCAGUGUGUAUUUACUAAAGCGAUCUUCUGUAUUUUGUUUUCAUAGUGCAUUCUGCGCACCAUGGGGAGACAUGAUCUUAACUCUCAAUAAAAAAUGGC
Molecule: messenger RNA, 4109 nt
Organism: Gavia stellata (red-throated loon)
Lineage: Eukaryota; Metazoa; Chordata; Aves; Gaviiformes; Gaviidae
Gene: TP53INP1
Product: tumor protein p53 inducible nuclear protein 1
Exons: 4
Coding region: 208-921 (237 amino acids)
Biological process (GO): positive regulation of DNA-templated transcription; autophagosome assembly
Cellular component (GO): nucleus; autophagosome
Source: RefSeq, a predicted model, not a curated record